AUGCACCUUGCCAUAGGCGCUACCGGAGUCGACGCCGACGAGGCCGCAACAAAUGAAGAGAGGAUGAAAAAGGCGGCCAAGAUCAAUCCGCGCGUGAAGGAUGCCCUCAACCAGGGCAUCGCGGAUCUCACAGAGAUGGCGCCGUGUCAUCACUUUGCCGAGCAGGCGCUGAACAUUCUACGCUUCCUAGCAAAAAAAUGGAAUAUCGAGGUCAAUGUUGACGGUGACAAAAUGCCGCCAGAGGACGCCGACAACUUGGUUAGGCCCUACACGAGCAGCCUCAACUUUUUCGCACCCAAUGUUCGAGAGGGCGAUUACAUGUGCGGCUUUGGGCCCACCCCAGAGAUUGUGGAAACGUUGCGGGCGGCUGACACGAAGAGGGCGGCAGAGACAGCAGAGAAUCCGCUCUUUUGGCCUUUUCCAAUGCAGGGAAGACCGAUGCUGCCUAUGGGGCAAGAGUUGGAGGAUGCAGGAUUGGAAACUUUUGUGCACGGCAAUAUCCCUCCAGAGGUAGGCCUUGAUGCCAGCAAUAUUUGCCAUGACACAUUAGCGAGAUUGACAACAAAUCCUUCGCGGAAAGGGCGCGAAAUACGGGAGAUACGACCAGAUAUUGAGGAGAGGAGACGGCAGAGAGGCGCAAAUUACGAGCGGAAAGACGAGCGUCGGGCAGCAGAUGCAAUGGCGUCGAAUCCAACGAAGCCGGCGACGAAUCGGCCGCAGCGGCGCGUGACGGCUGGCCAGAUUCUGUCGAUGCCGCCGAAAUGGCUGAGCAUGUACGACGACUUCAUCACCAAGAAUGCGGGCCAGGUGUCGCAAAUUGAGAGCGCGCUGAGGAGCCUGACAUAUAUCAUUCCCGGCCGCUUCCGCGAUGCCGAGAUUGCAUCCGAGUCCAUCCACUCGGGCGUCCAGCUGCUGUCGCUCUACCACGACGGCAUCCUCUCUCAGGCCGUCUCGAAGCUGCCGACGCCGCCGAUCCGGUCGGCACAUGCGCGCUACACGCGAUACUGGACGCAGAAGAGCAAGACGUACCGCCGCAUCGCCAUGGUGCUGCAGAUGGUCGUCUACACGGAGCUGCUGUGCGAGAUGAGCGCCAAGCGGCGCGGCGGCGAAAAGGGCCGGUGGAACGUGAUUGUCCUGCUCGAGGGCAUCAAGGCCUUUUGCCGCCUGAUCCUGCUGCGCGUCACGCGGUCGCGGCCGCUGGUGACGCCGGUGCUGCCGGAGCGCGAGCCGAUCCCGGAGGACGACGCCGACGCCGACGACGACGACCUGGUGACGGCGCGCAGCGAGAGCGAGCUGAUGGACGAGACGUCGCCCAACGGGUCGGCGAUUCUGCUCAGCAGCCCGCAGAAGACGGCGUACGAAAAGGAGUGGACGAUGCCGCGGACGGGCAUGAGCCUGCCCUCGCUGCCGAAUCCUGGCGACAUCAGCACGUACUUGCUGGGCCGGGUCCUGACGGCGGACGACAUCAAGCCGGCCAACAAGCUGCUCAACACGCUGCAGGGCGGCGGCCAGUUUGCCGAGAUGCUGCACAUCCUGACGCCGCUCAUCUACGCCGUGGCGCUGGCCCGCACGCGCAACAAGAAGUCGUGGACGCCGUGGCUGGUGGGCGUGAGCGUGGAAUACGCGGCGCGGCAGCUGAGGCAGCGCAGCCUGCGGACGUCUGCGCUGGAGCGCGACGAGUGGAACAAGCGCGGCUGGGCGAUGAUCUGGUGGGCGAUGAGGGGCGCCUUCUACGAGAAUGUGACAAAGGGGGCGGUGAGCGGGAUGACGAGACGGAUGCCGGGCUUUAUUGCGGGCAUUUUGGAGGAUUACGAGUAUUUGUGGGAGAAUUACUAUUUUAGCACGAGUGCUUGA
Trichoderma gamsii is the source of this 1854-nucleotide messenger RNA. RefSeq lists its product as hypothetical. NCBI's taxonomy places the organism in Eukaryota, Fungi, Ascomycota, Sordariomycetes, Hypocreales, Hypocreaceae. Gene Ontology annotation, biological process: peroxisome organization. The transcript is spliced from 4 exons. The record is from RefSeq and is a predicted model, not a curated record. Gene Ontology annotation, cellular component: peroxisomal membrane. The coding region runs from base 1 to 1854 and encodes 617 amino acids.